This is a messenger RNA of Neospora caninum, 417 nucleotides long. RefSeq lists its product as hypothetical. The record is from RefSeq and is a predicted model, not a curated record. Lineage: Eukaryota; Apicomplexa; Conoidasida; Eucoccidiorida; Sarcocystidae. The coding region runs from base 1 to 417 and encodes 138 amino acids. The transcript has a single exon.
AUGAGGGAAGAGAUUUGCGAACGGGUGCAAGAUAACAACGAGCAUAAUAAAGAGAGCAUGGCGGAGGCAAGCGAGGCGCUCCGGUUUGUUGGAGGGGCUGCCUGUGUUUUUCGUGAUGUGUCCCGUUUAAUUGAGGAUAACCUCAAGAAGGUCGAGGACGCUAGCCGAAUCUGGGAAUGUGCAGUAAGGAAAAUGAAAAGCAUGUUGGACCAUAACGCUCGGACCGUGAAAAACAAUGACGAUGCAAUAUACCAGGCGGAGAUGAUCUUGGUCCUCAACGAGGUAGUCAUGCAAGAACAUUGGGCAGAGUUAUCAAAGCACGCAAACGAAAUUCAACUGUUGGAGAAUAUUUUGGAGGUGAUGGACAAUGUGCCGUCUCAGCCGACCCUAGCUGACUCCUCCCAAGGAGACGACUGA